This is a messenger RNA of Epithele typhae, 1944 nucleotides long. RefSeq names its product Metallo-dependent phosphatase-like protein. The record is from RefSeq and is a predicted model, not a curated record. The transcript is spliced from 10 exons. Gene Ontology annotation, biological process: sphingomyelin catabolic process. Bases 1 to 1944 code for a protein of 647 amino acids. Gene Ontology annotation, molecular function: sphingomyelin phosphodiesterase activity. NCBI's taxonomy places the organism in Eukaryota, Fungi, Basidiomycota, Agaricomycetes, Polyporales, Epitheliaceae.
AUGAGGAUCAUCAACGGGCUCUGGACCUUGGCCCUCAUGUCUGCGGUUGCGUCUGCCGUCACCGUUGGCGAUGUGAUGCGCAGCUCACUCCGCGCCUACGCCAAGCGCAGCACGGUCUCCGAGAUCCUAACUGAUAUUGAGGACCUGGCUGAGUGUUCGGCAUGCGAGGCAUUGCUGGUGGUGCUGAAGGCCCUUGCCCAUCUAGGGAACUCUGACUUCGUCUCCGUGAUAACAACCGUUUGUGAAGACUUGGGCGUUGAAGACUCUGAUGUUUGCGCCGGAGCUAUCGGUCUCGAGGGUCCCAUCUUGGCUCAUGACCUGCGCCAGAUGACCGUCGGCACUAAAACCUCGCAGCUGUUCUGCCUGACCGUCUUCGGCCUGUGCCAGUGGCCGGACGUCGACACGUCGUACUCUCCGUCCAUGUCGGCCAAACCCGCCAAGUCGCGUCCUCUGUCCAGCGGGAAGACACCGAUCAAGGUGGUCCACAUUAGCGACAUCCACGUGGAUCUGAGCUAUGAGGCGGGCGCCAGCUUCAACUGCACCAAGAACAUCUGCUGCCGGCCGUACACUACAGCCGAUGCGCCUGGAAACAACGCCUAUCCUGCGGGCGCAUAUGGCAACCCCUCCUGUGAUACUCCUGUCACCCUCGAAGAGAGCAUGUACUCGGCUAUCGAAACUCUCGUUCCGGAUCGAUCGUUCAUGAUCUUCACUGGUGAUGUCGUUGAGGGCGCCGUUUGGCUUGUCACUGAUGAGGAAGUCACCAAUGAUCUUAACGACGCCUACAGCCGCAUGAAAUCCGUAGGAAAGACCUACGCCGUCACGGGCAACCACGACGCAUCGCCUGUGAACUCGUUCCCGUCGGCAAACAUCGACACGACUAUCACCACGCAAUGGGCCUACGACGCCUUGUCGUCGGACUGGGAGACCUGGAUCGGGCCCGAUGCCGCCGCGCAGGUGUCGUCAAACUUCGGCAGCUACUCGGUCGUGGACAGCAACGGCCUGCGCAUCAUCAGUGUAAACACCAACUUCUGGUACAAGCAGAACUUCUGGAUGUACGAGAAGGACCUCGAGCACGACCCCUCAGGCAUGUUUGCAUGGCUGGUGUCCGAGCUCGAGGCUGCUGAGACAGCCGGGCAGCGGGUAUGGAUACUUGGUCACAUGCCAAUGGGUGCCUCUGAUGCCUUCCAUGACGCGUCCUACUACUUCGAUCUAAUUAUUCAGAGAUUCGAUGCAACCAUCGCCGCCGUCUUCUACGGGCACACGCACAAGGAUGAGUUCGAAAUCGCCUACAGCGACUACUCGAACCAGGCCGCGUCGACUGCCACGAUGAUGUCUUACAUUGCUCCAGCUCUGACCCCCACCUCUGGGAACCCUACUUUCCGAGUGUAUGACGUCGACCCGGUCACCUUCGGCAUCCUCGACUUCACCGUAUACUACGCGGACCUCGACUCGGCGACAUUCCAGGAAGGACCGACGUGGCAGGAGCUGUACUCGGUCAAGGCGACGUACGGCGCGCUGCUUGGGGUUACGGACCCGGCGGCGGAGCUGACGCCGGCCGUCUGGCACAACCUGACGGAGCUGUUCGAGAGCGACGACACCGUGUUCCAGCAGUACUACGCGCGCAAGACUCGGGACUUCAGCACGGCGACGUGCACGGGGACCUGCAAGACGGACGAGAUCUGCCAGUUGCGCGCGGCACAGUCCCAGUUCAACUGCGGAACCAUCAAGCCCGGCGUCAACUUCAAGCGCGACACCACCGACGCGACGCCGACCACGGCCGGCGAGUGCGACGGCUCCCAGGCCGUGCCCAUCCUGUCCGCGAUACCGGGCUCGACUGGCCUCCAGGCGCUGCAGAACGUGCUGGUGGCGGCGCUGGGAUCGGGCUUCAUGAACACAACCAUCCCCUCAAACUACACCGUCAACGGGACGACCUAUGGGAAAUGA